Messenger RNA from Exserohilum turcica Et28A, 2798 nucleotides. RefSeq lists its product as uncharacterized. Gene Ontology annotation, molecular function: sequence-specific DNA binding; zinc ion binding; DNA-binding transcription factor activity, RNA polymerase II-specific. Gene Ontology annotation, biological process: positive regulation of transcription by RNA polymerase II; DNA-templated transcription. Lineage: Eukaryota; Fungi; Ascomycota; Dothideomycetes; Pleosporales; Pleosporaceae. Bases 22 to 2391 code for a protein of 789 amino acids. The transcript is spliced from 3 exons. The record is from RefSeq and is a predicted model, not a curated record.
UCGCCCCGCCACAGCCCAGCCAUGGUCCUUGAGACUCCGCUGCUCCGAGUGAGCAGGCCCGUCGCCGCCUGCUCGCGCUGCCGAGCUGCAAAAGUAAAGUGCGACGGCAAAUUGCCCGCCUGCACUGCCUGCGAAAAGUCAAACCGCGCUUCGGAAUGCUCCAGCACAAACGACCAGUUUGCACGGGGCAAGGAGAGAAGCUAUGUCGCUACCCUCGAGUCCCGCGUCGAACGGUUGGAGCGCAAGAUUCAAGAAGCAAAAGCCAGGAGAAAGUCGUCGGGUAUCGUCAUGAACGACCUGUCCGAGAGCUCCACUCCACGCAGAGCUUCGACCGACACAGUCAAGGCCCCCAAGCCCAUCAGCAAGCGAGCUGCACGCCAGCGCGAGGCCUCGGAGAUUGAUGACCUGGUGUCAGACUUUGGCCUACUUGCCGUCAAUGCCACGGCAAGAGACUUUUAUGGCUUCACCACCGAAAUGUCGUAUGCUCGCCUCAUCAGAUCGGCGAGCACAAAAGAGCCUCUGCCGGGCGACAUGAUCAAGCCGUUGCCUCCAAAGUUUGCCGCUACUCCGCUGAUCCAGCACUAUCUCAACAACAUCUUCACGCUUUGGCCCGUCUUCGAAGAGGCAACUCUCUAUGCCUCGGUCGAUGCCGUCUACCAGCAGGGCGACAAUUCCACUCCAUGGGACCGCUGGUGUGUUCGCAUGGUCCUGGCCAUUGCCUGUCUGUCCCAGUCAGAGUCCAGGGGAGAUAAUCACUACACAGAUGCUGUUGGCCACAUGAAUGCUGCCCUGGACAAUGCCGAAGACGUGCUGCACCCGGGAUACAUCUCUAGUAUUCAAGCUCUGAUUCUGUGGAUUAUAUAUGCCACCAUGGACCCUCAUCACUUCGACAGCUGGACGCUUGUAGGCGCCGCUUCGAGAGCCAUGGUCGAUUUGGGCAUCCACCAGGACCCGUCCAAAAAUGUCGCAAUAUCCCGUACAAAGCUGGAGCUCAGGAGGCGGGUAUAUUGGUGCGUGUAUUCGCUUGACAGAUCUACCUCGCUCGUUCAAACACGCGCCUUUUCCUUGUCGGACGAAGCCGCCAACGUAGCCUUUCCCUUCUACAGCACUCCCAUGUCACCCAAAUACUCGUCCCCCCAGUCGCACGUCUUCCAACAAUCCUUCGAUGCCGCCAUUGAUUUGUUCAAGGUUCGUGAAAUCCAAUCGGAAUGGUACAUGGACCUAUUCCAAUCUGGUCGCGAGCCUUGGCAACAGCCCUAUCAAUACAUUUGGAAGCAGUACAACAGAAUGGCACAGUGGUUUCAAGACAUGCCGCAAAGUACCCUACCGGCUGUCAAGUCCUUUUUCGAGUUGGAGCUGCUCUACAGCUACGUCUACAUCCUGUCGCCAAACCCACGGAUACCUCACAUACACGAGUAUGCCCAGCGCCUAAUUUUCGAGCACUGCAUUGCAUACGCCACCAACCUGCUCGAGGUGUUGGACAAACCUUCCAACACGGUCAAGCCGCCAAUCACCUAUUAUGAUGCAAUGCGCGCAUACAUGACAGGCCGCCAAUUUGUAGACGUGCUGUCGCGUAACAUGGAUGUCAUCCUCGACCCAAGGCCUGCGGUCCCUCCUACGCCGGUGGGUACCGAGGUGGAGUCGGAAGAUCCCCUCGCCCCACCUACACAGGUCAGCGCGCCACCCUUCCCUAGUCCUUCACUUGGAGAGGGACAGGCGUUUCCACUGGAUCCGACCACCCGAGCCAUCCAUGCUCUGAACGAUUACACUUCGCUGCUCUCCAAGUUCGGACUAAGAUUUGGUUUCAUACACUGGCGGGACCGAUUUCAGCGUGAAUCAGCUUCUCUUUCAGCACAGCUUCACCAACGUAGUCAAGUCUCUGCACAUCCCUCGCCUAUGGGACAGCAGUUGCCACCUCCGACGACUUAUUCUCCGCAGUGGGGGUCUAUGGCAUCCGUGUCGCCACAGCCGCCACACUUGAUGUACUCUAGCCUUCCGACCACACCGCCCAGCCUCUUUCCCCAGUCGAGUCCAUAUGCUAGCUCCAUGUCGUACAACGGAAACGCAUAUGAUGGUUCCGGACAAAGUCCGCAAACACAUGGCAUGGCGUAUGAUGCCAGCCCAUCCCAGCAGACCUGGGCAACCCCAUCUCCACAGCCAGUGCCCGAUCUUCCACAACCAUCAGGUGGCCAAACAAGAAGGGCUUUGGUAUACGGUCCAGGCCUUCCAGUGCAAGGGCGCAGCCCUGGGGCUUCCUCAUCAACAGGACAAGAUGCCAAUGGCUGGGACCACCAAAACUCCGACCCUAACGGUUACUUCCAAGUGCCGCCAUCCAUGUCUCAACAAGGCAAUGGCUCCUGGAACCAGAGCUCACAAGGAAAUUGGGGCUGAAUCGCAUCCCACCAAUGAGACAGCAUGCAGUAGAACGGGCCAUUCAAAUCAGCCCAUUUCCUCUUUGGAAAACGUUUACCGACGCGUGCGUUUAACGCUUUUUUUUUCGCCGAUCAAUACCGACAGUUCCAGUUCCACUCGGAGCGGGAUCUACGUUCGGCAUAUUACUAGCGUAGCACGUGUAGGACUAGCAAAGGGAACAAGGUUUUGGCGCUGCAAUGGACGAGAGGCGUCCUUUGUUGUGCAAGGGAAUGAAUGAAUGAAUGAAGAGAUGUAUAUUGGAAAUGUAGAAACGCUCGACGUGCAGAUGGUGUUUACGCUUGAUCGAAGUGUGAAAUGAGCCUAGUUGAGGCUCCGCGGAUGUCACAGGCCCGCGGCUAGAGACUGUGUAAACGCCGAGUUUAAAC